This is a messenger RNA of Paramuricea clavata, 2785 nucleotides long. The record is from the annotation of a GenBank genome assembly. NCBI's taxonomy places the organism in Eukaryota, Metazoa, Cnidaria, Anthozoa, Malacalcyonacea, Plexauridae.
AUGUCCGAAAAAGAACACAAACAAGAGCUAAUCACUCUCAUGGACGACAUUAUGUCUGAAAUUGAUCUCAAACCUUUGCACCCAAAAAAUAAACUUUUGCUUUAUAGUCGUUACCUCCUAUCCAAACUUUCCUGGCAUUUCACUGUAACCACCUUAUCAAAAACCUGGGUCUCUGAAAAUAUGGAUUCUGUGGUGAACAAGUACGUACGUAAAUGGCUUGAAAUACCUAUAUCAGGAACUGUAUCUAACGUCUACCUUACCAGUAACAAGUUUGGUCUAAAUAUCUACCCGCCGUCAAUUAAGUUUGUUCAGUGCCAAACAGUUGCUCGUAACGCCUUAAAGACCUCUCCAAAUCAUUCCAUAAAAGACCUCCGGAAAACAACAUCUGAAAGCAAAAACAUUCAGUACGACGUCUACACCUCGACAAAGGAAGUCCUUAAAACUUUUACCUCCGGACAAGAAGACAAACUGCAGAAUCAUCUGAUUUUGCAAGGCUCCUUCUUCUCAAAUGUCAUUAAGUUUUCACUGUCGAAAUUAAACGGUAUAUGGUCUAAAUCCCAAUCAAACCUCCCAAAGAACAUCUAUAACUUCACCAUUCGUUACAUUAAUAACUCACUUCCAACUCGUAAAAACCUUACUAAAAGGGGAAUAUUGUCCAACUCUGAUUGCUCCUUCUGCUUAAACCCUGAAACCCUUUUACACGUAGUUGCUGGAUGUCAAACGUACCUCCCACGAUUUACAUGGAGACAUGAUUCUGUUCUGAACUUCAUAGCACAAACGCUACAACCUGUAAACAACUCCAAUCUUUUCGUCGAUCUUCCUGGUUAUAAAAGCCCAUCAAUUGUAACUGGUGACACAUUCCGCCCAGACCUACUUCUAUCUAUCAACUCGGAUUGUCUCUAUAUCCUUGAACUUUCUGUUGGCUAUGAGUCUAAUCUACAAACAAAUGUUGAUCGGAAAAGAAGAAGAUACGAAGAUCUCAUUACACAGCAAAAUAAACAAUUUAAGUCCGUAAAAUUUGUAAAUUUGUCAAUUAGUUCUUUAGGCGUUUUCUCAAAAGAAUGUCAUUCCUUUUUAGAUAUGUUAACUGAUCUAGGUCUUGAUAAAAGACACCAAUAUUUCGCUAUCAGGAAAAUUAUGUCUAUCGCGAUUAGGACAACAUAUUAUAUAUUUUGUUGCAGAGAUAAAGACUGGUGAAAUCCGGAAUUAAUGAACAUUUAAGGAUACUAAUUAUUAACAUUGUUACCCGCCCCGACCGGCCACGUACAUAAAUAUACAAAAAGGAGGCACAACUCGGAUAAUUAGAAACUACGAUUUUCCAAGUUUGUGUUCAAAUAAAGAAUAUAAAAGAGAAGAAAAAUACACAACAGGCAACAGGAUAUGCUGCUGAAACCGUUUAAGUAGGUUCUUUUAAUUUUAAACUCGUUUACACCAUAGAGUUUUUGUCACGAAAUACAAUUGUUGUAUGAAUGUUGUUGAAGUUGAUUUUUGUUCGUCGCUAUAUAACAAAACACUUAAUGCCUGUUCCCUCGGGAAAUAGUUGGUUUUGUUUUCCCUCGAAUCUUAAUGUUUCCCUCGACUUCGUCUCGGGAAACAUUGAGAUUCUCGGGAAAACAAAACUAACUAUUUCCCUCGGGAGCAAACAUUAUGCGUAUAAUAUGUAAUGCUAAGUAGGUUCAAGGAGUCAAUUAUAAAUUACCAACAUUAGUGAGAUUUAUAAUUGUAUAUAUACGUAUAUAAUUUCAAUAAAGUUUCCAUUAUUAUUAUUAUUAUUAUUAUUAUUAUUAUUAUUAUUAUUAUUAUUAUUAUUAUUAUUAUUAUUAUUAUUAUUAUUACUAUUAUUAUUAUUAUUAUUAAAUAUGUAAGAGAGAAAAUAAUUGCUACUUGUAUUCGCACGUCUUAUUAUAUAUUCUGUAGACGGAACAAAGACUGGAACAACCCAGAACUUUUAAACUUUUAACUAAAUUUAUAAGAUUUUCACCUGUAUAUAUAUUUUAGCUUUAAAUUCAAUUCAAGUGGACAUCGAUAAGCUACCUUUUAUUAAGUGAGGUUUAUCAAUGUAUAUGUAGUAUAUCGUAGAUAUCUAAUAAAAAGUUUCCAUUAUUAUUAUUAUUAUUAUUAUUAUUAUUAUUAUUAUUAUUAUUAUUAUUAUUAUUAUUAUUAUUAUUAUUAUUAUUAUUAUUAUUAUUAUUAUUAUUAUUAUUAUUAUUAUUAUUAUUAUCCCAUCCAUUGGUUCCAGUUUGCUGAUGACGCGGCUGUAAUUACUGGCCAAGAAUCCGAAAACCAACAUCUAUUAAAUCGAUUUUCUAUCUGGUGCCAAUGGUCCGAUAUGAUUAUCCGAGUUGACAAAUGCAGUACCUUUGGCAUUAAAAAAGCGAUCACAAAAUCAGUUCAGUACUUGCCAAAACUCCUCAUCAGCAAUCAACUAAUACCAAAAAUCACCAUUGGAGAAUCAUUUCAAUAUUUAGGACGUUACUUUGAUUUCCACAUGUCGAAUGAUAAUCACAAAACUGAACUAACCACCCUACUUAAUGAACUAAUGUCUGAUAUUGACUCAAAGCCACUACACCCCAAAAAUAAACUGCUCCUCUACAGUCGCUACGUCUUGUCCAAGUUAGCCUGGCACUUCACCGUCGCAACACUCUCUAAAACAUGGGUUACUGAAAAUAUCGACUCUAUUGCCAACAAAUAUAUCCGCAGAUGGCUUGAAGUACCAAUAUCAGGAACACUAAGUACUGUCUUUCUGACAAAUAACAAAUUUGGCCUGAGUAUUUAUCCUCCAUCU